AAACUCCUCAACUUUGCUCCCUUUAAUCCCAAAAUUCCCCCAUACAUAGUGCAGGCAUCUCGCUCGCACGUCACACGCAAAAAAAAAAAAAACACCCUCCCAGCCAGCGACUUGCAUUAACUCGCAAGUCACGCAUACCGCGGUCCGCGCCUUUCCUAAUCCAACUUCAGCUUUUCCAACGAGAGGCCGGAGCGUGGCUCUUGAUAUUAAGCCCAGAGAAAUCCAAUUUAUCCUCCAUGCAGCGUCCGUGCCGAUGGAACCUCCACUAGACCCGGUCCGACCAGAUUCUAGUUCGCAAAGAGGCCAUUCACGCAAGCAAGUUUCGAAGGGGGCCCGUUUGUGUUCGGUUUCGCCACCCAAACUCUGCUGUCGACGCUUCGCUUUUCCCAAGCCAAGGUUACAGUAUGGAGUCUUUGGAGUACACGUUAUCUCGGCCGGGCUGCCUUUAGUUUCGCGUCGGGUCUGUAUCCCUUUCUUCUCCCUCUCUCCUCUCAGUGUCCACAAGGCAUUAUGUCACCCUCACUCGCCUUCUGGACGGCACAUGUCUGUAACUGGAUUCUUCUUCGUCUUGGGCUUCCCACCCGCCCAAGCAACAUGCAAUCCCAUAGCCGCGUUGCUCUAAUUCGCCCGUCCGCAUGAACAGAGGCUAAAUGGCAAAUCUAUGCCCUCUCGAUGCAACAAACCAUCAUUCCCCCCUCUCUCCUCCCUCCUCUAUCAUGCACGAAGGCAAACGCGAGAAACUUGGUGCCAAGUCGCGGUGCCCGUUAAUUAACACCCGUCGAACCGCGCCGCUGCACUCGGCCUUGCGCCUUGUCGACAAGCCACCGAUACGCCAUCUCUUCCCAUCCCAUCCACCCCCUCCUUUGCAUUACUCGACUCGGGAAUCGCCAUACAAGUCGUUCGAUUCGACGCUGGGUUAACAAUGUUCCUGUUCCUGUUCUCGCCGUUUUCACAGGCAACAGGCACC
Molecule: messenger RNA, 967 nt
Organism: Trichoderma harzianum CBS 226.95
Lineage: Eukaryota; Fungi; Ascomycota; Sordariomycetes; Hypocreales; Hypocreaceae
Exons: 1
Coding region: 254-622 (122 amino acids)
Source: RefSeq, a predicted model, not a curated record